AUGAUCUUCCGGAAGGAUGUUUUGACAGUGUACAACCCGGGAACUGAGGAUGUUGCCUACGGAUAUGACAGCGUCCUGCAGUUGAGUACUCAGCAAGCUAAGAACAACGCUGAUUCGUUUGCCUACUAUGCUUCAGCCGCGUUUUUGAAGUGCGAUGCCGACGGCAAUAGCUCUGGUGGUGGCUCUAGUCCUGGUGCUGGCGGUCCUUCCGGUGCUGGCGGUCCUUCCGGUGCUGGCGGUCCUUCCGGUGCUGGCGGUCCUUCCGGUGCUGGCGGUCCUUCCGGUGCUGGUGGUCCUUCCGGUGCUGGUGGUCCUUCCGGUGCUGGUGGUCCUUCCGGUGCUGGUGGUCCUUCCGGCGCUGGUGGUCCUAGCUGGGGUGCCGGUGGUCCUUCUUCAGGCGGUCCCAGCUCUGGCAAUGAUGGACCCGGAAUGGGCGAUAGUAACACCACCCCCAACUUGCCAUUUGGACAAGGAAAUAACGAUGGUUCUGAAGGUUCCGACUUUAACACUGGCUCCUUCCCUACUGGCAACUUUCCCUCCGGUCCAAGUGGUAACAACGGCAACUUCGGGCCAGUGGGAGGUCAGAACCAGGGCCAGUUCCCGGGUCAGGACUUCGGUCAAAGUUCCCCUCAGGGCCAGUUCCCCGGUCAGAACUUCGGCCAAAGCCCCUCUCAAGACCAGCAGUCCGACCAACCUCAGGAGUUCGAUCAGGCUCCUCCUACUCCUUCCGGAAAUAAUGGAGAUAUCGGCAAUGGCUGGUCUCCGCUUGGCCCUUCAGCUGAAAUAGCCAAAGGCGUUCCAGUCGAGCUUCCUGGGGAAUGGCGUGGGAACUAA
This is a messenger RNA of Aspergillus tanneri, 834 nucleotides long. RefSeq lists its product as uncharacterized. Gene Ontology annotation, molecular function: metalloendopeptidase activity. NCBI's taxonomy places the organism in Eukaryota, Fungi, Ascomycota, Eurotiomycetes, Eurotiales, Aspergillaceae. Gene Ontology annotation, biological process: proteolysis. The record is from RefSeq and is a predicted model, not a curated record. Bases 1 to 834 code for a protein of 277 amino acids. The transcript has 3 exons.